AUGGCCUCCCAAACUAUAACCGAGCCCACCGCUAUCUCAAUCACGCAGUCGUCUAUCCGCAACGCCAUGAGCUUUUCCAACCUGCUCACCGAGCCCAAGCUGGCUCACGAUGCCGCUAUCGAAGCCAGCACCAGCACCAAAGCACCUAUUCUGGAGCGGAAAUCCACACCGAAGCGCCACGCUUCAUCUUUCAAGAACGAACCCGCCAGCCCUGCUGAUACAAUCAUGUCCGAACUGACCGAAGUCAGUGCCGGCGAAGCUGCCGGAGAAGCCACUGGAACUGCCAUCGACGGCGAUGAUUUGAUCGAGCGCGAAUUCACCUGCAUGAACGACGAGUACACCAAGUGCCGCACCGGUCAGUACACUAAGACCCUCUCUCGCAAGGUGAUCUCAGACCACUUCGGUCGCAACAAGGCCUGUACCCGCGACCUUACAGAAUGGCCCGUCAUGUGCAGGAAACACUACCAACGCGCAACCUACAACAAAGAGCUCUGGCAGGUCCGCAAGGUCAAGCUCAUUCUACGCCAAUUUGACGUCAUCGAGAAUGAGUUUCCCGGCACUACCUACGACAUCACCUUGAAGAAGUCAGAAGAGGAUCGGCUCAACGAGUUCUCCCGCAAGAUCGCUGGUGGUAUGAGCGCGGAGGCGGCUGCGACAGCUGUAGCACCCGUGGCUGGCAAAGCUUUUGAAGCCCCCAUCGAUGUGCUCCGGGAGCUCGAUCAGUACAUUGGCAAGGGCAAGACUUUGCAGACGGCGAAGGAUGCCAUGGACGUGGUUCUUCAGAUGCUCCAGGAAAAGGAAACCGAUCAGGUGCCGUCGAUUGAGUUUCUUCCACAACUUCCCGGCAAGACACCAACGCCCAAGAAGUCUCCCGCCAAGACUCGUGCUGCCAAGUCGCCCUCAGAGUCGCCCUCCAAAGGCAGCCCACGCACCUCAGCUCGUGGCGCCAUCAAGAAGACCAACCAGAAGGCCUAG
This is a messenger RNA of Ascochyta rabiei, 975 nucleotides long. RefSeq lists its product as uncharacterized. Lineage: Eukaryota; Fungi; Ascomycota; Dothideomycetes; Pleosporales; Didymellaceae. Bases 1 to 975 code for a protein of 324 amino acids. The record is from RefSeq and is a predicted model, not a curated record. The transcript has a single exon.